AUUCCUUUAACCAAUGUAAUGUUACCAAGGUCGUGUAUCAAAUUCUACUUCUAUGGAUGUUGUUAUAUGUUUAUAAUCUGUGUGUUUGUUUUCAAAUCUCUUUCAUUACGUGAUGUAAAUUCGGUUAUAACGUUGGAUUUUUAAUUGUAAAUAAAAAAGGAAUACACCGCCUAUUAAAGUUGAAGCGAUGGAAUCCAAUUCACUUCCAGUCGAUAAAGAAAAAUCUUUUAUUCUUAAGAAACUUUUAGAGUCAUUGAUACAUUCUGGUAAAGAUCAUUUGAAUAAGGAAGAACUCAAUAAAGUUCUUCAGAUAUGUGGAGAAAAUACUGAAUACAUAAAGCAGUCUUUCAAGUACAUCUUUAAGCUUUUGGAAAAGAAACAUGCUGAAAUACGUUUUAGUUCUGCACAAGUUUGCCAUGAGUUAUUUAUGAAAUUUGUAGAGUUUCGAAAACUUGUAAUUUCUGACUUACAUUUGUUCUUCAAAUUCACAAUGGGUAUAAGAGCUACAGAACCAUUGCCGCCUCCGAUAUCUACUGCCAAUAAAUUAAAAAAACAUUCUAUGCAAUAUUUUCUUGAAUGGCACCAAAAAUUUAGCAGUAGAUAUUUCAAAUUGAAACUAGCUCUGGAAUAUCUCGAUGAAAUUGAACAUGUUGAUUUUAGAACUUUUGAAAUUGUAGAUCCCAAAGAAAGAAAGAAAAGAGAAGAAAAAGAAAAAACCUCUAAGAAGCUGAUGAAAGCUAGAAUUGAAAAACUUAGUGGGGAAAUGAAAGAUUUAAUUCCUGAAAUCAGGUGUACUUUAACUUCUUUGGAAUCCUGUUUUGAACUUCUUUUGCCCUCACCGGGCAAUGAUGAAUAUGAUGAGGAAUGUUCUAAUUAUGAAGAAGAUAUGAGACUUUUUGGUGUUGUUAAUCCAAAGCACGUGGUACCAGUAGAAAUAAAAUUAAGUGAUAAGGUUCCAAUUAAAGUUGAUGAUGAAAACAGAGAUAUCAUAGAUGCUGCAAAGGAUGCAUAUAUAUUAAUAAAUAAUCGUUUUUUGCCAAAAGUGAAAGCAUGGAUUGAAAUAAUAAACAAAGGAGAAGAUGAAAGACAUGAUCUUAAGGAAGCCACAGUUUUAUGUAAACAAUUGGAAAAUGCCAUAACAAAAUAUCAUAGGUUGGACAUUAUUAAUGAAAAGAAAGAAGUUAAAGAAGAUGAGGUAUCUACUGACAGCGAGUUAGAGGAAGUUGAGGAGCCAAAGCCACCUCCGAAGAAAAAAAUUCCCAUUGAGGAUUCAUUGUUCUCAACUUCUUCAGAAGUUAAAAUAAAAGAAAAAAACAAGACAAGCCAGGUUGAAAAAGUUCCAAAAUCUCAGCCUGGGCCAAGUGGUGUUCAAAUUAACGACAGGAAAAAAAAGUUAUUGGAAGUAGCUCCCAAACUUCCGUUCGAUAUUGAUCUAUACCAUUGGGAAGAUGAAAAAUUACCUACACCCACUAUGAUAGCUACUAACACUGAAGGUGCCAGAUUUUGGGGUGGAGGAAGUGAUGAUCUGGUUGAAUUGCCUAUACCCGAUGGUGCAUCUGCAUUAAGAACCAGAGUGAUAGAGUUUACUGGUGAGUGGAAUCCUGUUAAUCACACUUGUAGAGCUCCUCUGUCUUCUGGAAAGCUUUGUCCUCGGCAGGAUCGUGUAAAAUGUCCCUUUCAUGGAUUAAUUGUUGAAAGGGAUGAUACUGGAAAAAUUUUAAAUGAGGAAGAUGAAGAGAAAGUCAGUAAAACUAAACCGAAAGAUGUACCUGACUGGCAGGACCCAAAGUUAUUAGCAGAGAUCAAGGCUCAAACAGGAAUAGAUUUAAAGAUGCCAGAAAAGGGUAAAAGGAAAAAGAAGAAAAAGAAAUAUCCUGGCCUUACUGAUCUCAAUGAGAAAAAGAACACGCCAAUGAACAGAAUAUCAAAAAAAAUCUUCAACAAGAAAGCUAUGGCGAGAGUUGCUGCCACUCUAGAUAAAAUUGAUAAAAAGAAGCAUAGGGAUAAAUUUGGAGACCAAUUCAAUUAUGUACAUGGUACAUAACAUUGAAACCAAUUACUCACAACUUAAAUGAAAAUAAAUUAGAUUUUUAUAAAUUAAAUAUUUUUAUGUAAAUAUAUAUAUUUCAAAAUGCAAUAUCGAAUUAAAAAAAAUAACAUAAAUUUUGUGAAUAGUAUAAUAUGAAUUAAACACUAUAAAAUAAGAUUGUUCUAACAAGAUCUUGUUAGAACCUCGGCUUUAAUAUUUAUUAAUUAUUUAUAACUUUAAUUUAUUAUUAAAAUGUUGAUGAAUGUACAAAAUUCAGUAAUGUAAAUAUUAUAAAUAAAAGUGUAUUGUUAA
Messenger RNA from Nezara viridula (southern green stink bug), 2341 nucleotides. Lineage: Eukaryota; Metazoa; Arthropoda; Insecta; Hemiptera; Pentatomidae. The record is from the annotation of a GenBank genome assembly.